Messenger RNA from Mizuhopecten yessoensis (Yesso scallop), 4195 nucleotides. Its product is annotated as importin subunit alpha-7-like. The coding region runs from base 187 to 1791 and encodes 534 amino acids. NCBI's taxonomy places the organism in Eukaryota, Metazoa, Mollusca, Bivalvia, Pectinida, Pectinidae. The transcript has 15 exons. Gene Ontology annotation, cellular component: cytoplasm; nucleus; nucleoplasm. The record is from RefSeq and is a predicted model, not a curated record. Gene Ontology annotation, molecular function: protein binding; nuclear import signal receptor activity. Gene Ontology annotation, biological process: NLS-bearing protein import into nucleus.
UGCUCGCUUCGUCUUUUAUUUGUGAAUGUCGAAGUGGAAGGGAAGAAAGUACGAAUCGGAUUAUUGGGAACUGAAAUCAACACAUAAAUGCCAAUCGAAAUAUAGAUGGGUGCCAAAUGUAACUGGAAAGGAAAAGUGCAACAGCCAGACUAGGAUUCGAACCUGGGUCGUUAAAACAAAAAAACGAUGUCUGCAGAUUCAUCUAGCCCUGCUAGCCAUAGAUUAAAGGCUUACAAAAACAAAGCUUUGGAUUCGCAAGAGUUGCGUAGGCGGAGGGAGGAGGAAGGCAUUCAAAUCAGAAAACAAAAGAGAGAUCAACAAUUAUUCAAACGUCGAAAUGUUGCCAUGCCAACUGGUGCACCUGAUGAAGUGGCUGGGGAGUUCCAAGACAACUUUGUAUCUUCUACUCCAUAUACGGGUGGAAUAACUCAAGAAAUGGUACAGGUUUUAUACAGUGACAAUUUACAAGAGCAAGAAGUUGCAACUCAGAAGUUCAGAAAACUCCUCUCAAGAGAACCAAACCCUCCAAUAGAUGAAGUUAUACAGACUGGGAUUGUGCCAAAGUUUGUAGAAUUCUUACAGAAAGAUGGAAAUUGCACUCUCCAAUUUGAGGCUGCCUGGGCAUUAACAAAUAUUGCCUCUGGUACCUCCAUACAGACACGAAUCGUAAUUGAGGCUGGAGCAGUUCCUAUAUUUAUCAGACUCCUAGCCUCAGAAAUAGAGGAUGUGCAAGAACAGGCUGUGUGGGCUCUUGGAAAUAUUGCUGGUGACAGUCCAGAAUGUCGAGAUUAUGUGUUGGGGGAGGGAAUACUUGUCCCACUAUUACAGUUAUUAAGCAAGAAAACAAGUUUAUCAAUGACAAGAAAUGCAGUGUGGUGUUUGUCCAAUUUAUGCAGAGGGAAAAACCCACCUCCUGAUUUUAGCAAGGUGUUGCCAUCCCUGCCAGUAUUAGCCAAGCUCCUCUUCCACACAGACAAAGACGUCCUUUCAGAUGCCUGUUGGGCACUCUCCUACUUGUCUGAUGGCCCAAAUGAGAAAAUACAAGCUGUGAUAGAUUCUGGUGUAUGUCGGAGACUGGUAGAACUGCUCAUGCACAACCACCAGAGUGUGGUGUCUGCUGCCCUACGUGUGGUAGGAAACAUAGUGACAGGGGAUGACUAUCAAACACAGGUGAUCUUGAGCUGUUCAGCGCUGCCAUGUCUUUUACAUCUUCUCAGUAGUUCCAAAGAAUCAAUACGCAAAGAGGCCUGUUGGACAAUAUCAAAUAUCACAGCAGGAAACAGAGUACAAAUACAGUGUGUUAUAGAUUCAAAUAUAUUCCCAGUACUGAUAGAUAUAUUAGGAAAAGCAGAUUUCAAAACAAGGAAGGAAGCAGCAUGGGCGAUAACAAAUGCAACAUCUGGGGGCUCACCCGAACAGAUCAGAUUUCUGGUGGAUCAAGGCUGCAUAUCCCCACUUUGUGAUCUUUUGACUGUGAUGGAUGCAAAGAUUGUACAGGUGGCCUUGAAUGGUCUGGAAAAUAUCCUGAAGCUGGGAGAGCAGGACGCAAAACUACACAAUGGCACAAACCCAUAUGCUGUCAUGAUUGAAGAAUGCUAUGGUUUAGACAAAAUAGAGUUUCUUCAAAGCCAUCAAAACAGAGAAAUAUAUCAAAAGGCAUUUGACAUGAUAGAAAAAUAUUUUGGCACGGAAGAGGAAGACAAAACAGUAGCACCUCAAAUUGAUGAGAAUUCACAGCAGUUCCAAUUCAACCCCUCAGAAAAUGUCGCCUUGGAUGGGUUUCAGUUCUGAUUCUGUUAAAGAAAGUUAUUCCAUGAACAUCAGAAAAGAGGAAAAGCUGUGCCAUUGCAGUUCAGUUCUGCUAUGGAACUUACAUCAUAUGUUAUUCACAGAAAAACAGUAUUGAAGCUAAAGAAACCGAUGGAGGUUUUGUUUCCUUUCUGUUCCAGUCACAACAUGAAAAAAAAACUUUCACUAAAAAGUGAAUGUCAAUCGUUUUAUACUGAAAACAAACAGCAAGACAAGGAUAGAAACUCUCUUAUCUUUGUUUUAAGAUGCUGUGUAUCUCUAGAUUAUACUGAAGCUCUGAUGUUUUUUCGGAAAAGUUCAUAUGGCAGUAUAUAUCGGUGAACAGAAGAUAAACAAUUUGAGGUAUAUCAGCUGUUAAAAAUGUCUUGUGGCCUGUUGCAAUUGAAUUCCAUUCAGUUCAUUCAGAUUUCCAUAUAUAAACAAUGAAUAUGGAGAACUGAACAUACCUGAAUGCUGGAUGGGUCUCGGAGGUGUUACCAGAUAGAUAUGUUAAUAGAGUAGCUAGCGUUCCCUGAUACUAACCAGCUCCUUAACUUUUAGUCAGCUCUAUCCUUGAUUUCAAAUAUGUCUAUCAAGUGCUGUAGUAUUAUAAAUACAAUAAACAGUGGCCGUUUGAUAUAUCAAGUUUUAUUCUGAUGAAAAGGAUGAAUUAUGUUUUUAAUGUCAACAACAGAUUUAUGAAUCUAAAUUUUCAAUGUAUGUAUGAAGAGACAGACAUUAGGACACUUGCGGGUGGUGGUGGAGGGGUGGGGGACUAGGAGACAUUUUCGUUUACAACUAUCGGUGGUAUGAUUUCUUUAUUCUCCUUACUUGAUAGUUAAUAUUUUGGUGAGUGAUUGGGGUUCUGAAAUGACCUGGUGUCCAUCCAUAAUGAUCUCAUUUUGGAAAGACUUUAAGUUUGCGAAGGUCAAUAAUACUAUAUUUAGGACUUUCCUGAUUAAGUCUGUCUUACAUAUAACCUUGAUUAUAAACCAAUAUUCUUUUUAAAAGAGUUUAACGGGUCCCCUUUGAGGAGGAUACUGUAUACCGUGACAUUUUUGCCGCAGUUUAACUUCCACUGUUUUUCAUUACAGCAAAUAUUAGUUCACAACAUACACUAUAUAGUAAUUAUAUGUGAGUGGGGAAAUUAACACAAGGCAAACAUUGAUAUUAUCGGCAAAGGGCAAAUAUUGGACUGGGCGAAACUUUCUCAGUAUACAGUACUUAAAUUCGGAUUAAAAAUAUGAAUAUUAAUUACUUGGUAAAAUUGAUUGUCUUCACCAUCAAAAACUUCCAUUUAUAACUUCCAUUAAAAUAACUUUGAAAUAAUGUGGGUUUUAUAUUAAAAUGGAACUGAUUAAAAUGUCAGAAUUUGCAUACUCAUUAUAGACGGUAUUAGUCUUGGUAGCUUUGAACUAGUUAUUUAGUAUAUAAUGUGAAUGUGUACUUGUUGAGUUGCAGUUAUUUAUAUAUAAAAUAUAUUAAUGUAAUUUGUUACCAACAGGCUAUAUCAAGAAUGAAGCUCGGUUCCUACCUUAACUACUAAGUAUUAAUUAGUUAUACCAAUACAGAUCCCCGACACUGCUUCGGUCUGUGCAGCUGUCAAAAAAUCUCCAGCUCAGUGAGAGCACAACAUACUAAUUGGAGGGCUUUUCAACUGAGAUCAUGGAUCAGAGUGUUGAAAAGUGAGAAAUAUAUGAAUAGAAGUAAAAUUGCACAGCUUAAAUUGAAACAUGGGCAGGAUGUAUGGGUUUUUAGAAGUCUCUUUGAUUCACCCAAACAUUUGCUUAAAAAGUUCCAUUAUGUAUAAGUUUGAUAGUACCGUUAAUAUAUGAUUACAUUAAAUUGAUUUUGUUUCAGUAUGGUAGGAUGAUUUGAAAAUAAAAAUUCCAGUUUGAUGUUUUUAAACCAUUCAAAUUGUUAAGUACAGAUAAGGAGGAAUAAUUAUAUGGGUCUGUAAGGGAACCAAACGGAUUUUCUUAUUUUCAUAUACUGCUUAUAUCAAAUUGCAUAAAUUAGCUUUAGCUGCCAACACUAGUUAGAAAGCAGCUUUUUUUCAAGUUGAUUUAUGAACUGCGUUGAAUUUACACUCAUUUACUUAAAAAUGUGUACAAGUGUUGCCAUAGCAUAUGGCAUUCCAAUAUAACUGCUCCAAUAUCAACAUAAAAUUUUAAAGAAGUGUUUUCUUUCAUACAUCAGCUCAAUUGAAGUUGUCCCAGGGGAAGAGGACGUUGAUCUAAAACAAAUGUUUGGAGUUUUGGGAUUGUUUUUGAUCACUUACAAAUUGUUCAGCUUUUUGCAGUCAUAUGUGACUUUUUCCCUACAAUAUGCUAUUUUAUGGAUUGUUGGAAAGUAUUGCUGUCACUUUGGCUUUUUUCAGUGUUUAAUAAAGCUCUCAUUACAAAAC